CCCUCUUUGAUGAAAAAUUAUCCUCUUCCAAUGAUAGAAGAUCUGUUUGAUCGACUCCAGGGUGCUCAGUGGUUUAGCGUGUUGGAUCUGGCACAAGGGUACCACCAACUGCGCAUCACUGAGGAAAAUGUUCCCAGGACAGCAUGUCGUUCGUUGUUUGGCCAUUUUCAAUGGCACUUGCUGAGUUUUGGCUUGACCAAUGCUCCGGCCUCUUUUCAAAAGGCCAUGAACGAUGUGUUUUGCGAAGCUAUCGGGCACUUCGUUCUGGUUUACCUUGAUGACAUCUUAGUUUAUUGCAAGAUAGAAGAGGACCACACUCAACACCUAAAAUGGGUGUUAGGGAAGUUGCGAGAACACAAGUUCCAUGCUCGUUCAUGGAAAUGCCAUUUGAUGCAUGCGCACGCAACAAGUCUGACACGAAUAAGCCCAAAUGAGGCGACCGACAUCAACAAACUCUGCGCCCCGGUCCCGGAUGACUUGGCGAAAAUCAUUCGAGAAUAUCCUAAGAUCUUCCCGGACGACUUGCCAAGUGGACUGCCACCCGAACGACCCCAGGACCACAAAAUCGAGCUGGAGCCCGGCGCGCAACCUACUGUACGCACACAAUGGCGCCUGACUCAGCCGGAGCUACAGGAGUUUCGAAACCAGUUGGACUACCUGUUGGCGAAAGGGUUCAUUCGGCCAAGCACGUCCCCGUUCGCAGCACCGAUCCUGUUCACGCCAAAAAAGGACGGCGGCCUUCGCAUGUGUACGGAUUAUCGUGCCCUUAAUCGGGUAACGAUUAAAUCGCGCUACCCAAUCCCACGAACGGACGAACUGAUCGACAACCUUCGCGGAGCUCGCUACUUUUCGAAGAUCGACCUUUGUGGCGGUUACCAUCAAAUUCGAGUGUUCGCUGACGACUGCCACAAGACCGCGUUUCGUACUCGCUAUGGGAGUUACGAAUACACGGUGAUGCCGUUUGGAUUAACGAACGCCCCCUCGAUGUUUCAACUCACCAUGAAUGGGGUAUUCCGCGAUCUACUCGACAAAUGCGUAAUAAUUUACCUGGACGACAUCCUGAUCUAUAGCAAGACCCGGGAGCAGCAUUUAAAAGAUUUGGAAGCAGUUUUUCAGCGGUUGCAGCAGCAUCGUCUCAUCACCAAGGGCUCCAAGUGCGAGUUUUUAAAACAAGAACUAGAGUUCCUGGGGCAUGUGAUCUCCACGGAGGGGAUUCGAAUAGACCCGAAAAAACUCCGGGCUAUUCAGGAGUGGAACCCGCCAACAAAUCUGCAGCAGCUGCAAUCAUUUUUGGGGUUCGUCAAUUAUGUGCGAAGGUUUAUACCCAACAUGGCGGGGUUAACUGGACCUCUAACGGACCUACUGCAGAAGGGGACUUUUUACGAGUGGGGGGAGAAGCAGCAAGCUGCGUUCGUGACAUUAAAAACUCUUUUAAUGUCGCCACCGGUACUUCGCAUCGCUGACCCGGAACGGCCCUUCGAAGUCAUCACCGACGCAAGUGACAUCGCCAUCGGAGCAGUGCUCAUGCAGGAUUUCGGCAACGGGCUUCAACCAAUCGCGUACGAGUCUCGGAAAAUGCAAUCUGUUGAGCGCAACUACCCAGUACACGACAAGGAGAUGCUGGCGAUCGUCCACGCGUUCAAAAUCUGGAGGUGUUACCUGACUGGAGCAGACGUGACGGUGCGAACCGAUCACAAAUCACUACAGUGCCUGAGGGCGCAGCCGAAUCUCAACCCGCGGCAGAUACGCUGGCUGGACUAUCUGGAGUCGAACUUCACGUACAAGAUCACGUACAAGAUCAUGUACAAAAAGGGCACCAACAAUAUUGCCGACGCCCUUUCCAGACCAUCUGCCCAACUCGCAGCACUGCACCGGAGCCCACAGAGCCGCGCCAGGGCGCGCCCCUUGCCAGUGACCGCUCCGCCUGUCGUGGGACGACUGCACCUUGGAGCCACCUCAACUGCCAUGGGAAGAUCCCUCUUCGUGCCACGCGUGCCAUGGGGCUGCCAUGAAUGAUGAUGACGUCAUGGGUGAUGAUGCGGGUGCAGUAGCACGCAGAGGGGAGAGAGGUAGGAGAGCAGUUUUCAGUGGAGGGGUGGAGCACGUUGACCCUC
Closterium sp. NIES-67 is the source of this 2114-nucleotide messenger RNA. The record is from the annotation of a GenBank genome assembly. NCBI's taxonomy places the organism in Eukaryota, Viridiplantae, Streptophyta, Zygnematophyceae, Desmidiales, Closteriaceae.